CUCUCUCUUUCUUCUUCCUUUUUUUCUUCACUUUCUCUCUCCUCUGUGUACUCUCUCUCUUCCAUUCAUUCAACAGCAUCCCUUUAUAUAGACUCUCCAUUCAAAACCAUAUCUAUCUAAUUCUAUCAACCAAAAAAAGAUUAUCUUUUUAAGGAUAUCCACACUCUGUUCUUUUUUCCAUCUCUCAUUUUUUACAACAAUCCCAAUUUUUUAGCGAUUUUGUUUCCACAACCCAGAAAUCUAGACACGACUAACGGAGAAAAUAAUUCAUACCCAGAUUUUGUUUCUCUUAAAUAUUUUGUGGGUUUGUCUGGUUUUUGAUUUUUCUUUGGUUUAAUCCUUUCAAAAUUUCAUUUUUCACCUUAGUUGAAGAGACAAAAAAGUUGAAGAGUCACAAAAAAAAAAGUUGAAGAGUCACAAAAAAAUUCAUUUUUUUUGUGUGGAGGAUCUGUGUUCUAGUGGAUUGUGUUAAGGGGUUUUGAGUUUUUUUGUUUUGUUUAAGUUGUAUGCUGAGGGAUUUUGGAUUAAGUGCUUCUUCCAUGGCUGCUGAAUCAAAAAAAUCUGCGGAUGAAAUGAAUAAGAAGAAGCUCCAUGGUGACUCUUCAGCUUCUGAGGCUAAUAAUUCCAACAUGGUUUCUUCAAAGGGUGGUGGAAGUUCACCAUCUGAUGCAAGAUCAUGUGUGUCAUCAUUAGGAGAUGCUUCUGGUAGUGUUAAAGAAGGGGAAUUGGAUCAUGAUUAUCAAUCGAUGGAUCCGAAUGUUCCGUAUUAUGGAUACUAUUAUCCAGAAUGAUCACAGGUUAUGGUGGUUUCUAUGGAGAGCCAGAAAAUCAAGGAUAUUACGUUGGUGCUGAAGCCGUCGAUUUUCAGUAUCCGGUCAUGCAAGCAGAUAAUGGAUCUUAUGUCUAUAUCAUGCCAGGGUUUCAGACUGGUUGCCCUUCGUACUUUCCUUUGAAUACUGCCGGUGUCGAUGGUCAAUACCAUGUCUACCCUCCUGGUUCGGUUUAUCAACAACCGAUUGGAUCUCCUGGCUAUUAUCCAGCUUCUUUACCUUAUGCCGAGUUACUUCCGUCAGCAUACUCUUGGGAUUCAUCGUUAACCGCACAAGAUGUAUCGCAAAGGAAUCGUUACAAUAAUUUGGUUAGUAAACCGAGUGGUAGGUCUAAUUUUUCUUCCGGUAGUGGUAUGGUGUCGAAGUCUAUGCCUUCGUCUAAUGUGAGCAACUCAUCCGAAGUAAAGGGUUCGCCGCCAUUAUUAGAUGUUUCGUCAACUCACGUUAAGCGUAACCAGCCAAAACAAGCAAACAAGGCAUCGAUUUCUGGUCCAGUUCUCCACUCUGACACAACUACCAAAGGAUCUUUACCUGUUGCGAAGUUUUCUACGUAUAAUCAAGGAAAGAGUGGAUUUGCCUAUCAAAACAAUGUGCUUAACGUGAAAGCGAAUACGAAGGGAUGGGUUAGUACUGAAAAACUGAAACUAAGAAACAAGGUUAACGAAUCACUUAACGAGCAGAAUCAGAGUCCUAGAACUUCUAUUGCGAAAGGUGCUUCAAUUUCGGGAGAUAAUUCUGCGCCAACGGUAACAGUCAACGAGAGUAGAAACGGGGACGGAAAAAUCAGGACAGAUCAGUAUAACCUUUCUGAUUUUCCAACCAAAUACGAUCAUGCACUUUUCUUUGUCAUCAAAUCGUACAGUGAGGAUGAUGUUCAUAAGAGCAUCAAGUACGACGUAUGGGCGAGUACUCCUAAUGGGAAUAAGAGACUUGACAAUGCGUUUCAGGAUGCACAGAAUCGAAUGGAAGAGAAAGGAAGCAAGUGUCCUGUAUUCCUUUUCUUCUCGGUCAACGCUAGUGGUCAAUUUUGCGGAGUAGCCGAGAUGAUCGGUCGCGUCGAUUUCAACAAAAGUAUGGAUUUCUGGCAGCAAGACAAAUGGAAUGGAUAUUUCCCUGUCAAAUGGCACAUUAUAAAGGACGUUCCAAAUCCUCAACUACGACAUAUUAUCCUCGAGAAUAAUGAUCACAAGCCUGUAACAAACAGUCGAGACACACAAGAGGUACCUUUUCCGCAAGGUAUUGAAAUACUCAACAUUUUCAAGAACUACGCAUCAAGAACAUCGAUAUUAGACGAUUUUGAUUUCUACGAAAGCCGUCAAAAGGUAAUGCAGGAGAAGAAAACAAGACAACCUAUGCAACAAACUAGCAACACACAGCAUAUAGAUGACUUAACAAGUGCGCUCGGGUCGGUAGACAUAUCAAGUGUAAAGAAGAUGGAAGAUUCUAAGUUGGUUGAGAAAGUUAAUGACUAAAGAGAAUAGAAUCUGAUGCAAUGCUAUUCCAGUGGACCUCGCCGCGCUGGUGCUAUUCCUAAGCAAUGAAGCAAGAGAUAUCAUGAGUUCGAAGUUGAAGUUCGUAAACGAAAAUUCUUGCCGAUGCUUGAGAAAAUGAUGGUUGGAUUGAAAAAAUUAGAAAGAUGAAGUUUUCAAGAUGGGAGGGAUAGGAAAUUGGUGUUAGAAGGGAAGGUUUAGUUUUGUUUGUUUUUUGUGCACAUAAAAGGUUGAGUUUGGUUCUCCUUGUUAUUGCCUUAUUGGUGUUGUUUUUUCUUUGUAAUUGUAGAGUUGAAGAGUACUAUAAGAGAUGGUUUGAUUAGGACAGGUACCUGUAAUGUGUUGAAAAUGAUAGGUUGUUUAAUGGAUGAUGACUGGGAAGUUAUUGGAAUUGGGAAGUUUCUGACCAAUUAUAUUUUGAGGUAUAUAAUAGUUUGGGUGUCGAAGAUUAUUUUACUA
Messenger RNA from Vicia villosa (hairy vetch), 2779 nucleotides. Its product is annotated as YTH domain-containing protein ECT4-like. Gene Ontology annotation, biological process: mRNA destabilization. The coding region runs from base 788 to 2302 and encodes 504 amino acids. Gene Ontology annotation, cellular component: cytoplasm. The transcript is spliced from 9 exons. The record is from RefSeq and is a predicted model, not a curated record. NCBI's taxonomy places the organism in Eukaryota, Viridiplantae, Streptophyta, Magnoliopsida, Fabales, Fabaceae. Gene Ontology annotation, molecular function: mRNA binding.